ACGCAUUCUGUAUGCGUGAAGUGUCAAAAAUAGACUCGGCGCGUAAAUUUAGCGGAGCGCCGUGACAAGGCGCUUCUGGGACGCUUCUGAGACGUGCUGCGACGCAAACCAAACUAUUGACUAAAACGGCAGUGGAGGCCACGGCGCAUCCGUAACGCACUUGGUAUAAAGUAGGACUUACUGUCCCUCACAAGACUCCGUAGCUGCAGGAGAAGCGGCUGUCAUGCAGACGUUCCUUGACCUGCGGACCGGAUGAAGGCCUGGUUAAGACCCUAUGAAGACUUGAUGAAGAUGGCCACCCUCUUCCUCGCCACCCUCUAUGAAUACUCGCCUCUCUUCUCCAUCGCUGUCGUCUCUCUCUGCUUCUUUGUGACCGCCGCCAUGUUACUCGGCUGGUUCGGCUUUGACGUCCCAGUGAUCCUUCGCAGCCAUGACGACGAGUCCAUCACCCCGACCCCAGAGAAAGCCAUGGUCCAGGUGACCAAUCCAUUUGCUCUGGAGCUGGGAUCUGGACCAGCGAGUGUCUUGGAGGGAGUGUCCCUGAGGCCUCAGUGUCUACAGCCCUGCAUCCUCAGCUGUUUCUGGGGCUGUGAGGUCUCUGCUCUGCAGGUUUUGCUGCAGGACCACCAGCAAAACCGGAGACUCAGGACACCCCAGCACUUCCAGCAGGCCCUGCACCUCCACUACCAGUACCACCAGAACUUCCACAUUGGCAGCGAGGACUCAGAGGAACGGCGGACUCUCAUCCCGGCUAACAUGGGGAUCACAGACUUCGGACCCCUGCCCAGACAGCGGUACCCUCUGGUGUCGGUUCUGACAGUGGCAAAGACCGCCCACCCGUACAGCAUAGUGUCCAGUGUGACGGUCCUUCAUGUUCCUGAUGAGCGGUACCAGCUGUCUGCUCGGGUUCUCUUCCAGUACCUUCUCACCUCGGAGGGGAACGUGUAUGAGCUCAAGCCUCUCUUCAUGUCUGCUGAUAGUGGGGGCCCAAUGGUGCCCCCGCCCUGUGUGGAGGACUGGUCUGAGGAUGGAGACUGGUCUGAGGGGACGUCCAGGGACUGUGUGGUCUGCCAGAAUGCAGCAGUGAACCGGGUCCUGCUGCCCUGCAGACACGCCUGUGUGUGUGAUCAGUGUGUGUCGUACUUCCAGCACUGUCCCAUCUGCAGAGCCUUCGUCAUGGAGUCUUUCAUACUGGGACUGGCAGCAGAACAAGGACAUCAGCAGGAAGGGUGAAGAUGGGAGAGUGUGAGGACAUUUUGGACGGAAAGGAAAAAGAUCUUAUAAGAAUAAACAUCAGAACUUCAGUAAAAAAAACAGGAGCUCCCCCUGCUGGCUGGGAGUCUUUCAUCAUGUCUGUGGAGUUAAAAUCUGGGGAAGUGAAGAUAAAUCUCCAUGGAAACGGGUUGUUGUGUAUCAGACUGUGUAGUUGGACUGUUUCAGCGCCAUCAUAAUCUCAGAAAAUUUGAGUAUUACAUGAACUGUUGACCAUGUGAAGAGUCUAGUCCUGCAUAUGAAGCCAGGUCUUGGUCUAGUCCUUCUGCAUGGACUCCUGCCUCCAUGCGGCGUGGAUGUUACCAGCCUGUGGUCCUGCUGGGUGGAAUGAAGACCAGGAUGCUUCAAUUCUUCAGCUUUUCUGCAUUGCUCUGUCUCAUGUGUCUCAUCUUCCUCUUUGCAACGCUCCAUAGAUUUUCUACGGGGUUCAGGUCUGGAGAGUCUGCUGGCCAGUCCAGCCCAGUAAACCUUGGUCAUUGAACCAGGUUUGGGUUCUUGUAGCAGUGUGGUAGGUGCCAAGUCCUGCUGGAAAAUAAAGUCAGCAUCUCCACAAAGGAAGCAUGAAGUGCUCUAGAACCUCCUGGUAGACGCUGGACUUAGUAAAGCCCAGUGGACCAGCACCAGAUGACAUGGCUCCCACAUCACCACCCAAUGUGGUUCGCUUGAUGGUUUAUGGUUCCAAGGACAUAUUUUGGAGCACAAUGCAACUUGAUGCUGCGAGAGUUCCUUCCUGAGAUGGGGUGGACCUGUUGAGGGUCCCCACUCGGGUCAUUAAUUCCUGAGCAGUGUAGUGUUUUCCUCCCCCUCCUUGGGGAGAAGUUUCUUUUGGUCUGUGUUAAGGGAAAUCCAUCUGACGAUAAGUUAAUAAAACAUUAAAAGCAAA
Molecule: messenger RNA, 2155 nt
Organism: Melanotaenia boesemani (Boeseman's rainbowfish)
Lineage: Eukaryota; Metazoa; Chordata; Actinopteri; Atheriniformes; Melanotaeniidae
Gene: cgrrf1
Product: cell growth regulator with ring finger domain 1
Exons: 6
Coding region: 253-1233 (326 amino acids)
Biological process (GO): negative regulation of cell growth
Source: RefSeq, a predicted model, not a curated record